UGGGUCCACCUCUUAUGGGACCAGCUCCUGUCUCCCAGGACCACCUUCUCCCUCCUGGGUUCACCUCCUCCCAGGGACCACCUCUCUCCUCCUUCCAGCAGAGAGGUGGACCACCUCUCAUGGGUCCACCUCUCCUGGGUCCACAUCCUCUCCUCUCUCCUGGGACCACCUCCUCUCUCCCAUGUUCACCUCCUCUCCCCUCGGGGAUCUCCAGAUCUUCCUCAUUCAGCGUUAAGGAAGCAGAGCUGUACUCUCCAGGAAUGCCUUCCGAGAGACAGCUUUCACCCAAAAGCAGCAGCAAGAAUCCGCUGUCACCAAGUGGAAGCGGCGAGAAACUAACGUCCGGCGAGACAUCGGUCCCUCGGGAUGAGAGCAGUGUAGAGACGCUGGUGAAGAAACUGCUUCAAUCAUCAGCUGUCCAGUCUUUGUCAAAGCAGCAGAUAGAUGUGGAGAGCCUGGUGAAAACUCUGACUCCGGUUUUCCUGGACGAGUUCAACAAAUUAACCUCAACACCUGGAUCAUCAGAGGCGCCUCAGACUGAAAGCACAGCCGGUUUCCUGCCAAAUCACCAGUCUUCUGGACCCCAGAAGCCUCCUGUGACUUCAACUGAGCAGAAAAUGGCUAUGGAAAUGAAAUCUCAGCCAUCAAACAGAAUUGAAGCCGUGAAAGUGAAGGAGAAACCAAAGAAUGAAACUGAGUUAAAACGUCCGGCUAUCACACCUGGUGAAAGUAAACCAGCAUCAAACAAAAAUCCGGCGCCGGUGAUUUCCUCAGAUGAUCUGACUGUUGGGGAGAAGAUAGAAAAAUGCUUUGAUCCCAAACUGCUUUGGCCUGUUGAAUCCAAAGGUUCCAUUUUAGAACCAGAACUCUUGAUAACCAACCUUCCAAAGUAUUACGACGGCUGCUACACAGAGGAUGAUGUCGUCGCUCUCCUCCAACCUUUUGGGUUUAGGAACAACUCUGACAUUUAUGUGAUUCCUCAGAAACAACUGGCUGUUGCUUUCAUGCCGCAGGUGAAAGGGCUGAGGAAAGCUCUCACACAGUUUAGUCGCGGCAUGUUUUUCAAAGGAUCUAAACUAUCCGUACAGGCUUGUAGAGCAGUGACUGGUUGGAAACCUGGGAAGCCUACAUCGCUUUGCCUUUACAAAGCUUUGAUGCGGUGCUUAAAACAUAACAUGACUGAUAAUGGAGAAAGAAUAAUCUGCAUUCAUCACAUCUCACCCAGCGAGGCCCGCGACCUCCGGACGGCUCUGAGGAAAAUUGGUUCUGUGAGGAACUUCCUGCCUCUGCUCAACAAGGUUUUUGUUGAGUUUGAGUCGAAGCAAGAUGCGGAUCGGCUUGGAGUUUGGCACAGCUUCCUGAAACGAGGCCGUAAACACACCGUGGAAAGGCUGAAGAUGGUUGUGGCCUCCAGUGUAGCUCUGCCCCCCAAGCUUCCUGCUCAGGCUCUGCCGGACGCCAGCGACGCCGUCGCUACUGCGAGGGUCCCUAUUGCCAACGGUGUCAUCAAAGAUUGUGCCGAUCCUCCAUUUUGGGUCACGAUGUCGACGGCGCCGUACAUGUUUCCCACCAUGUCUCCGUGGUUCGACAUCCCUGCUUUCCAGACGGUGAAAGAGGUUGGCGACAUAAAGAAAGCUCUCCCUCAGGCCUCCCAGUUCUCCACCGUCAUGCUGACUGGUUUCCCUCAGUCGAUAAGGAGUCAAAGUUUUGUGGCCCAGUUGUUCUCGAGUUAUUUCACCAAAGGUCACUCGUGGUCUGUGAACGUCCUGUCACUGCAGAGGAGGGCCUUCGUGUUUUUCCCUUGUUGGGAUUCUUGCCACAGCUUUCUCGAGGGCUACUUGAUCCGUAAACCUUCUCCUGGCAAAGACUUUGUCCUCAAAGUCCACUUGGUCUUAGAGGACAUGCAUCCAGGAGACACCGAGGAGACGAUGUACAAGAAUCUGAUGAGAUGGAGCAACGCUGACGUUUCAGAGCCCGAGUCCCUCAGCCAGCGGCUGAUAUGUGUGACCUUCUCUGACGUCACCCUGAGCGUCAUUCAGAGCGUUCUGAUGGCGGUCGCGUCCCUCGCUCCGUUUGUCAACUACCUGGUCCUCGCUGAACGCGUGUACAUAGAAAUGUGUGACUCCAGCAGCGUAGCGCUGGUGUUGGACCUCCUGUUGUUUAAACGUCUGUCUGAGGAAGAGAAGAAGAAGAUUAAUGAUUGUGAUCAGAAGAAGAAGAAAGACGUUUGGAGGAAACUUGAAAAUGUCCACCUGUUCAAGGUUAAAAAUGUCCGACUUGUGCAGAGGCAGCCCCCAGCAGGGGGCGCUGUUCCAGGACUGGCUGAGGGAGCUCCAGAUAAAACCCGGCCUGCUGGUGUGGAAGCUGCAGCCUGUGAACAGCAGCAGACCGAAGCAGCUGAGGAAGAGGAUGUUGGAACAGAUUCAGCCGAAGAUCGGACUGAAAACAAAAGUUGCACUCAGGAACCCCAAACUCCUGCAGACAAGUUGUCUAAAGAGGAAGAAGAGCUGAUCGAUUGUGUAACAGAUCAGAAAGACGAACUGAAAGAAGAAGAGGAGAAACCAGCAGAGAAGCAGAAAACGGCCGGUGAAGAGUCUGAGAUGAGAGGCGGAUCUGCAGCCAAAGACGAGACGAGCAGCAGCGAAGACGUCCUGGCGACUCGCGUCUCUGAAAACACAGCAGCUGGGAACUCAGGAGGGGACGAUGAACCAGAAGAAGAACCGACAGCUAGGAGAGAGAACGUUUUGACCAGUGAGAGCCGCGCCAAGAUAACGGAGUCUAAAACCAACGAAGAAGAGAUGCCAGCUGAGAAACAGAAAACAGCUGGUAAAGAGUCUGAGAUGAGAGGCGGAUCUGCAGCCAAAGACGAGACGAGCAGCAGCGAAGACGUCACAGCAGGGGGGCAAAAUGAAGAAGAAGAAGAAAAGGAGGCCUCCACAAAGCCUGAGCAGGAAGUCGGAGCAGAAACUCUGAGAUCUGCUGACGGCUCGGAUCGAAGCAGCCCAGUUUUAGAUCAGAGUGUGAACGCUGCAGCAGCUGAGACGGAGGAGACGGAACAGGAAGUGACAUCAACCAGAAAACGAGGCCGACCCAGGAAGAAACCCAGAAAGACUCCUGUGAGAAAAUCUGCUGGAGGAAAACCUGAGAACCUUGAAGAAAACACAGAAGAAGAAGAAACCAAAUCACUUCCUGAGACGGAUGCUGAAGAUCCUGACCGACAGAACCUGGACAGACGCUUGGAGGAAGAGGAGGAGGAUGAUGAAGGAUGCAGCAGGGCGUACGGAGAAGCUUUGGAAGAGGAGACGGUUCCAUCAGUUUUAGAUCAGAGUGUGAACGCUGCAGCAUCAUGUGAGCUGGAGGAGACGGAACAGGAAGUGACAUCAACCAGAAAAAGAGGCAGACCCAGGAAGAAACCCAGAAAGACUCCUGUGAGAAAAUCUGCUGGAGGAAAACCUGAGAGCCCUGAAGAAAACGGAGAAGAAGAAGAAACCAAAUCACUUCCUGGUGCGUCGCUGGAUUCUUCUUCUGCUGUGUUGGGGCACGUCAAGACGGAGAUGGACACUGAAGCUGCUGAAGGUCCAGACAAACAGAACCUGGACGGACGCUUGGAGGAAGAGGAGGAGGAUGAAGAAGCAGUAACCUGUAAAAAACAAAGGCAGUCUCCUUGUACCGUUGGUGAUUUUAUCCUGCCUCCUUUCAACCCUGACAUCUCCUUUGGCGAGGAGUUUACGGCUCGUAAACUGGGAUAUUUCUGCUCCCUCUGCUCUGUUUUCUACGUGCUGAAGAGCAACGAAGAGGACACUCACUGCUGCAGCAGAAAUCAUUACGACAACCUGCUGAAACAUUCGCAGAUGAAAGAAGAGCAACCUUCACCGCCUCCAAAAAGGAAAACCAGAAACUCUCGAUGAUCCUGUUUUUAUUUCUCCUUUUAAAAUUUAUUAAAACUUCUAGUCUGCUUCGAUUGGGCAGAUCCAUUUGUAAACUGUGAAUUUGUUUAAGAUGAUUCCCUUCACAUUCAAUAUUUCUAAAAAAAAAUAAUUUUCUAGCCUUGAUUUAAAGGAACUGGAACUCGGUGUUUCAGCAGUUUUCUGGGAAUUUGUUACAGAUCUGCAGUGCACAGAUUCUGUGGUUCUGAUUCUGAUGAAGCUACAGAGAGGGUAAGAGUGUAGGCACUUUAGAACUGAGGUGAUGUUUUAGUCAGAACACCUGCAGCAGCGUUCUGGAUCAAAUCCAAUUGAUUUUUUUUAGGCAGACACAAAGAUAAACACGUUUAUUUCUCUAACUGGGACAUUCAGGCGGGAGAAGGCUGACGUUUUUUGUAAUUAUGCGUCUCUGAAGGUUCAGGUUGUUCAUGCUGCCAUCUUUAAAUGGCUGUGAGUGACGGGGUAAAAACAACACAGCCUUCAGUUACAUUUGGCCUGAAUGCAGGACUUUUAUUAUGAGUUGCAUCCAAGUGUGUAAAAAUCUCAACCCACAACAAUAAGAUUCAACACCCACACUUGUUCUUGUGUUGACAUAAAAAUACAUUUAUAUUUCUCAUUUUUUCUAUUUUUUUUUUUCAUUGACAUACCAAAAAACACAAAUUUGUCCUUUCUCAUUUUAGUUGCAGGCUUUGUUAAAAUAUCAGUUGCUAUUUCUGUUGUUGAAAAGUGACUGAGUUAUUUUUCCAUCACUGAGUGCUAAUCAUAUGUCCAAUGUCAAUGUCUUUGCACCUUGGGCGAUAAACUGGACUUUUAGAAAGAUAAAUUGUGCCUUGAUUGAAUGUGAAUAUUUUUAAGGACAAAGUACAUUCCUUGUUGAAAUUUGCUACACAAAUAAACUUGACAUGUAAUAACUGAA
Poecilia latipinna (sailfin molly) is the source of this 4839-nucleotide messenger RNA. RefSeq lists its product as uncharacterized. NCBI's taxonomy places the organism in Eukaryota, Metazoa, Chordata, Actinopteri, Cyprinodontiformes, Poeciliidae. Gene Ontology annotation, cellular component: nucleus. The coding region runs from base 15 to 3908 and encodes 1297 amino acids. Gene Ontology annotation, molecular function: nucleic acid binding; zinc ion binding. The record is from RefSeq and is a predicted model, not a curated record. The transcript is spliced from 30 exons.